UAUUUUACCGCAUUCAACAGCGGUUCCUAGCAGAGAGAAAGUAACAUUCACGCUGGAGGGCACUCGUAUACUGGGCUUGAUGCAAUACACACACCAGAGAUUAUUAGUCUUCAUAAAAUACGCAAAUUAAUCAUUAGAUGAGGUUAUAACCAACCCCCGAUUUGGAAACGAGUUGUCUCCAAUACGUUGGCAAUGCGUUAUGUCGUCUAGUCUACUUUUUUUUAAACAAAAAAACAAAAAAUAGAAGCGGAUCUAAAGCAAGGAUUCAGCCUAAGCAGUAACAUGAAAUAAGGAACGUCCUUUGGAAUCCAUAACCUUGUUGGCUUUAGAAUGGGAAUAUUAUUGGUCCAAAAAAACUGAACAGAUCAACAGCUUUUAGUGUGAACAUUUUAACGCUUGCUAGUCCUCUAUGUGGAUAGAUUUUUUUCAGCAUUCCCUCAGACGAUGGAUUUUUUUCCAUUGCAGCUCAGUAGAGGGUGUGAGAUCUUUCUAAGAGCACCGGGCUAGAACGAGCACAGUCUCUGUGUAACCUCUUUGUGAUUCAAAAUUACCAAAGAAAAGCACUGGAAACAAACGCAAGGAAGACACCGAAAGGUGUGAGGAAUGCGUUUUUUUUCUUCCAGUGGCAGUGUGAUCAGCACUAAAUACCCAGCGUCGGUGUGAAUUCAGCACCGAGGGGAAAAGAACAGCACCGACUGCUACCGCAGCACGACGAGAAAAUCACGGAUUUAUAAAAUUUGCAAGGUCAGUCAUUACCGAACAAAAGCCUAAAAAUGUGUCAGAUGCUAUUGCGGUUUGUUGUUUUCAAUUAUUUUCAUACCAGCAAAAGGAUCCAUUCGAUCUGAGGCAUUCUAUAUGGUCAUUUUAAAGCUGGUCGCCUGGACACAACGGGCUAGAAGAGCAUGGAUAUUAUAAAGGACUGUCGUCUUUUCUUUUAGACCCGUCGGUCUAUCUUUUUGGGGAUAAACUGGACUAAAAACAUUGAUUCAACAGCUCGUUUUCAUGUCUUGAAAUCGGGGAUGAAUUGUUUGUAUUGAAAAUGCUGCUUUGGAUUGUCUUGCUGAAGGCGGCUCUUUGUGUUGCUAUUGGAAAUGUUACAAGGGACAUUUGUAAGGAGCAGAUAUGCUCCUGCAAUGAGAUUGAAGGCGAUUUGCACAUUGACUGCGAAAAAAGGAGCUUUACUAAUCUGCACCAUUUGACUGGUCCCAGUUCCCAGUUUUAUCACUUGCUAUUGCAUGGGAAUUCUUUAUCCAGGCUUUUUCCCAAUGAGUUUGCUAACUUUUACAAUGCCGUAAGCUUGCAUUUGGAAAACAACGGUUUGCAUGACAUUGUCCCUGGUGCUUUUCUGGGACUGCAGCUCGUGAAAAGGCUACACAUAAAUAAUAACAAGAUACGGUCAUUUAGGAAGAGCACCUUUCUUGGUUUAGAUGACUUGGAAUAUCUUCAGGCUGAUUUUAAUCUAUUGAGAGACAUUGACCCGGCCGUGUUCAGGGACUUAAAUAAACUUGAAGUGUUAAUUCUAAAUGAUAACCUCAUCAGUGCACUACCUAUAAAUGUGUUUCAACACGUUCCCAUCACCCACCUCGACCUGCGAGGGAACCGAAUCAAAACGGUGCCUUAUGAGGGAGUUCUCGAACAAAUACCGGGCAUUGCGGAGGUUUUAUUGGAGGAUAACCCCUGGGACUGCAACUGCGACCUGGUUUCCCUGAAGGAAUGGCUGGAGAAUAUACCGCAGAACGCGCUUAUCGGCCGGGUUAUCUGCGAGGCUCCAACGCCACUGCAAGGGAACGACUUGAACGAGACAUCGGAGAUGGAUCUGUGUCCUUCAAUAAAAAGUGGUGCUGACGAGAGUUUAAUUGCACCUCCUACCCAAGAGGAGACCUCUGUACCUGGGCCCGUUCCAACGCCUUAUAAAGCUAGUGGUGAUCCUGGGUCCCCAACCCCAGGGAAUGGGCAAAAGGGACGCUCUAAAUCACACUGGCAGUUGAAAACGAAGCCCACAUCUAUGACAGGUGUGAACGGGGAGAGAGAGCAGCUGCAGAUUGUGCAGAACGCAUCAUGCCCUGUGCCAUGCAGCUGCAAGCUCAUUGGAUCCAGGCAGGGGUUAGGGGUUAACUGCGAGGGCAAGAAGAUAGAGAGCUUGGCUAACUUAAAACCCAAACCCCUCACUGCGCACGAAUUAAACAUGAGAGACAACAACGUCCAUGCUAUAAAAAAGAACCAUCUUAACGGCUAUUCAAGUCUGAAUCUCCUUGAUUUGGGUGGAAACAACAUCAAAUUGAUAGACAACAGCACUUUUCAAAACCUCACCGAAUUAAGAUGGUUGUACAUGGAUAAGAAUUACCUGGAUACGCUCAUUGCGGAAAUGUUCAUUGGACUUCAAAAUCUGGAAUAUCUCAGUUUGGAAUAUAAUGACAUACAGCUGAUACUAGCAGGUACAUUCAGCCCUCUGCCCAAUCUGCGAGUGCUUUUCCUCAACAAUAACUUGCUGAAAGCGCUACCUGUGGAUGCUUUCCUUGGAGUGUCUUUGUCGAAGAUUAGCUUGCAUAAUAAUUAUUUCACAUAUCUCCCUGUCGCAGGGGUCUUAGAUCAACUCAAUUCGAUCAUACAAAUUGAUUUGCAUGGGAACCCUUGGGAUUGCUCGUGUAAUAUUGUCCCUUUCAAACAGUGGACGGAGAAACUGGGGGCAGAUGUGAUCGUUAGUGACCUCAAGUGUGAGUCCCCAGAAGAGUUCUGGAAAAGGGAUUUCCGUCACGUGCGAAAUGAUCUGAUGUGUCCCAAGUUGUAUGACAAAGUCUACCCCACGUCUCUCUCCAAAAACAGCACUUUCACCGCAGACACGGGUACGCGCUCGAACUCCUAUGUGGAGCCGAACAGGGUCUCCAUCUCCGUACUAGUCCCUGGGCUACUACUGGUAUUUGUCACGUCUGCGUUCACUGUUGUAGGGAUGCUUGUCUUCAUCUUGCGGAAUCGCAAGAGAUCAAAGCGGAGGGAUGGUAAUUCCUCUGCGUCAGAGAUCAAUUCCUUGCAGACAGUUUGCGACUCGUCUUAUUGGCAUAGCGGGCCUUACCAUGCGGACGGGGGCGCGCAAAGAGGGUUUGACUGUAGCACCCAUUUCUCCACAACAAAUGAUGCGUAAAACGACUAUUGACAAUAACACCUGGGAUAGAAACAGACAGACAAAUAUACUGCGUUCUCUUGACACAAUGGCAAUUGAAGAAAAAUAAACAAAUGCUACGUUACGAAGCUUCUUCAUUCGCUUUUUGUCGGAGAUAUACCAUUUUUUUGUUUUGCUCCAGUUGACUGUGGUGCCAAUGAGUCUUCUACAGAACCAACUGUAAUAUAGGUAUAGACCCCCUCCCCGCCCCCCUCCCUCCCAGUACAGCUAUUUGCCGCAAUCAGACUGACGAUCUGAGAGAGAAGAAUCGGGAAAUUGUGCACGAGCGCAUGAAUGUAAUGUAAAUAACUGACUAUCAGACCUGCAUGAUUUCGCAUGGUUUCAACACACACUGGGGAACCAUACCAUAAGUAACGAAGAAGCCAACUCGACCCUUCUUCCAUGUUGUCAAUAUGAAUAUAUACAGUAUAUAUAUACAUAUAAAACUAUAUAUGAAUAUAUACAAAGUGCCAUUUCUCUAUUUUUUUGUGAACUGCGUUACAGGAUUUGUAUUUGUUGUUUUAAAACGGUAAAAAAAAAAAAAAAAACGGAAAAAGAACUCAUUGGGACGGAAAAGAAGCUAAAAGCUGUCCAUGCAUGUUCUUUUUUGUUUGUUUUAUCAUUUGAUUGUCGAUAAAUAUCGGGGUUAUUUAUAAUUGGUGCAGAUCUCAUCAUAUCUGCACAUUCAGCUCUUUAUGAAUGUAUAAUGUGUUAUUUUAUGGUGUGCCAAUUGUUGAAUUUCAGAUAUUCGGGAUGCAGAUGAGCAUGACCAAUUAACGUCACUCAGCUGGUUAUGCUGCAAGGUUAAUGUAGCUAAAAACAGUUCGUGGUUUUGUGUGUUAAUGACUAUAGUCUGCUUUGAGGGAGAGGAGAAGGCUUUACCGAAUUAUAUUGGGGGUUUUCUAACUGCAUAUUUUUUCAAACUUAAAAUGUUUUCAAUGGAAGUAAUGGUAUGUGCAGUUCCAUCUAUGUACAGAGCGCAGGUAGACUAAAAUGCUUUUCUAUGUAAAAAGUAUUCCUCCACAAAGCGUAGGCUAUGAUUCACCUCCAUUUAUGUGAGCUUUUGUAAAGCCAUCUAUUGUGUCCAAAUAUGACAAAUGGACUUACAUUUUUUUUAACUAACGUGCUUAAAAUAGAUUGGGCAAUGGUCAGUUUGCGUACAGUAAAAAAAAAAAAAAAAAACACGUCUUAGCAAUGGACAGUAUUAGUCUGAUGCCAUAGAGAAGACAUGGCACGAUCACCGCAUUAUUCUAGACGAGGAAACUCACGAUGUCGCUGUUGGUGCAUCUUCUCUGUUGGAGGGAGGGCUGAGGUAUAGGAGUUUUGCAAGAGGGCGUUUUGGAAUGGGAAUUUUUAUCUUGAAAUGUUAAUUAAAUCGGGUAUGAAUGGGCAAUGUUGCAUUAAGAAACAUAUAUAUUCUUCAAUAUUAAAAGUGUUCAGCAGUUGGUCUGUUGCCCAGUGCUAUGACAUUUUACUGAGCGACUAUAGUGAUAUCAAGAUGAUGAUUACAGUGUACAAUAACGGUUAGCAUUAAACGUGAUAUUCUGAUAAUCCAUUCAAAUGUAUCAAUGUCACUGGUUCUGCAGUAUCACGGUACAGAUCAUAGGAUUGUGAAAUGUUUUUGUUUUAUAUGAAUACUCUGUAAAUUCAAGCACUGAAUUCGUUUUGUUCAUACUGGUUUUUAUUUUUCAUUAGGAUCAGGUCCAUCAAUGUGCCCACUGUUUUUAAUUCUCUUAUAAAUAAGCAUAUGUGCAAGAGACCCCAUUGCUACAAUCCGUUUUGGAAUAGUCUUGUCAAUAAGGCAUUACAAGUCAGACAUGCACUGGCCUGCAGAAGGUUAAAGUGCUCAGAGCCAGUUCAAUAUCAAACAUGUCUCAACCCUGUCUCAUUCAUCAUUUAUCUUAAUACAGCAACAAACAUUUUUUCCCAGGCCUUUUUAACACUGUGGACUGAUAGACUAUAUGGUUAUCUUUGUGACUGCAUUAGCAGAACAAUGUUCAUUGUCGCGUGUCUGGGCUGUGUGUGUGUGUGUGUGUGUGUGUGUGUGUGUGUGUGUGUAUGCAUUGAAAUACUUAGAAUUAUUGAUUAAAUGUGUGUGCAUGUGCACUAGUGUCUGUCUACAUGUGUGUGUGUCUGUCUGUAUGCUCACACACUCACACUCACACCCACCCCCCUUCACUAAAUGUAACGAAUCACAUAGGCUGACCUCGGGGAGUAUUAUCUUAGCAGAUCCUUGGCAACAACAGUGCUGUCAAUCACUUCAGACUCCAGUCUGUUGGUGUAUUGCUUUGAAGGGUAAUUAUCAGUGUCUACUGUGGAACAUUUUACCACGGCUCAUGAAUUAUUGGUCAUAUUUCAAUGCUGUGUCCCGGAGUUACAUUUAUAUGCUUUACUACAUUUGACCUGCUUCUAUUUUGUUAAAUAAAAUGUGGUUGAGGUUGAGUGAAA
Messenger RNA from Salmo salar (Atlantic salmon), 5605 nucleotides. RefSeq names its product SLIT and NTRK-like protein 1. Gene Ontology annotation, biological process: axonogenesis; positive regulation of synapse assembly. Lineage: Eukaryota; Metazoa; Chordata; Actinopteri; Salmoniformes; Salmonidae. Gene Ontology annotation, cellular component: postsynaptic density membrane; GABA-ergic synapse; glutamatergic synapse. The record is from RefSeq and is a predicted model, not a curated record. Gene Ontology annotation, molecular function: protein binding.